Messenger RNA from Drosophila novamexicana, 2361 nucleotides. Its product is annotated as sphingomyelin phosphodiesterase 4. Gene Ontology annotation, biological process: ceramide biosynthetic process; glycerophospholipid catabolic process; sphingomyelin catabolic process. The transcript has 7 exons. Lineage: Eukaryota; Metazoa; Arthropoda; Insecta; Diptera; Drosophilidae. The record is from RefSeq and is a predicted model, not a curated record. Bases 31 to 2316 code for a protein of 761 amino acids. Gene Ontology annotation, molecular function: sphingomyelin phosphodiesterase D activity.
AGUUUGAGAGUCACCCAUAGCUCCGACAACAUGUCUCAGCCGAUGCCGCCAGAAAACAUAAAUAGCCACAUUCUGACAGUGCUCAGCUUGCCUCUGCUGGAUAAACUGCCGCAACUCGAGCUAUUGUUCGAUCGUUGCACCGUGCGACAAAUAGAGGAAAUCUACCCGCUCAUAGUGCACUCCAUAUUCGGCAUUAAUGGAAAUUCGCUGGGAUGGGGACUUCGGAUCACGACCAUGGAGAAUGCGUCGCAUUAUUUCAACAGACUGCAGCACUUCCUUGGUGUCAACGGCAUUUGGAUGCAUGUCUGCCACCGGCUUUUAAACGAGACAACUAAAUUUGAUAUUGAUAUUAAUUUAUUACCGCGUAAAUUCAUAAGCAUGCUGCAAGCAGGACCCAUGUUUUAUUCGGAUCUGAUAAACAUUGAUCCGCUAAAGCAUCAAGUGAGCACGCUGUCCCUCAACGCGUUCGACUUUUAUAUGUUUCAUUUUGUGCUGUACGCGCUACAACCACUGCACACAGUUAAUCCCAUAGCCAUGCAGAUACACAACGAGCGCGCCAAGACUAUUUAUCAAUUCUUGGCGGCUGAGUACCUCGACAACUUUUUGCCACAGUAUCCGGACGCACGUAUCGAGCCUUCCAAUUUUUCCACCAGUGUCAAAGCACCGCAACAGCUACCAGCGCAGUCAUUACAGCCACAGCGUCAGUUACGUUACCUCAAACUGCCAAGCUCAUACCGGAAUGGAAACGGCGAGACCGGCAGUGUUGCCGGCGGUGGCAACACGUCGCCACAGUCAGCGGACGGCAAUGGUGCUGCUAGUCGCGCCUAUGCCUGGCGUUCCGAGUCCGUGUUGCAUUUCUUUGUAGAUAUAUGGCUGCGAUACGAUAUAGAAUCCGAGCAUCAUCUGCCCAGCAGCGAUUUCGUGCGAGGAGUACGCACGCUCGUCAAGCAAAUACAUUUCUUUGCGAAUGCUGCACGUAUGGAUCACAGUCCGCUCUGUGCGCUGCGCAAGCUGUCGCUUACCAUGGUGAAGGCGCGUAUCUACGCUUUCCUCUGCAGUCUGAUCGAUCGGUGGCCAUUGGACAGCUCUCUGAGUGUUGUUUUGGAACUUUGGCUAAGCUAUAUACAACCCUGGCGCUACACUUUAGGUUCUAACAACAGAACCUUGGGCAUAUAUUAUGAGCCGCCAAUUACGAACCAAUUCGACGGCUUCAUUAUUGACAACCUCAUUGUAUAUACGCACAUCUUCAUGCAACUGCUGCCGCGGUUUGAGCGCCUGGACUACUCAGUUUAUCGCAAUGCAUUCAUGCUGCACCGUCUGGCCAAGACGUUUUCGCAGCAGGAUUUGGUUGAUCGUCUGCAGCGGUUUGAACGGCUGCACUCCGGUAAUGCCUAUGGCUUUGAUUCACCUCAGCGCCAGGUCAAUAUGUUAAACAAAUCACACAACAGCUCUUACAAUGCACAAUGGAACCCAUUGGUCAGCUCCAAUAUACCUAAGCUAUUCAGUGAACAGAUGCACACGAAAAUUCAAAGUUUUUUGUAUGUCAUUAGCAUGGCUCGCAAUUCCGUGCUGACUAAUAAUAUAAGUGCGCUGCGGAAGGAGAUUUUGGAAAGACAACGUUCAGAGGGCUAUCUGAAAAAUAUAUUUAAAAAGUUCAUAGGCGAGGCAACGCAGGACGAGUUAACGCUCCGUGAUCUUAGUCGUAUACCAGAGGUGCUGCGUCAUUGUAUUGAUGCAUUCUGUCGGACUUUUAAUGUAGACCCAGGCACAUUGUCUAUGCAUGAAACACUACCUGUGGAGCCAAGUCCACCGGCUUCACCUUCGUUGCAGAAUUUUAGCUUUUUCGACUCAAAUAAUUGUUUGGACACCUCAAAGCUGACCCCGCAUCAAAUGUCACUGAACGCCUCAAAUAUGCAGCCGACAGUCGAUCCUGCACUGCUGCCCAUCAAGUCAAAUGAGAUUAGGCCUCUAGUUAGACUGUUGCACCUCAUUUCAGAGGCCAUCAACGAUAGAUAUGGCAGGCGAAUAGAAGCUUUUUACGAACGGGAGGACUUUUACGGAAAGCUCUCACGCCAAGUGCUGUACGCGCCCAUGACUGAAAAAUGGUUCGAAAAGAGUGAUGGUAACGUGGACAUUUAUGAGAAGCAACUACCCCCACGUAUCAGUCUGCGUCCGUUGGGAUCUAUACCCUCACUUUGUAUGAUGGCAUUUGCAUUGUGCUUCGGACACUUGUGGUUCGGCGUGGCGAGUGUUGGACUGUUGCUUUUGUGUGCUGUGUUCUUUAUUUACUGCAUGCUGUUGGCAUUGUUAUCAUAACAGCUUCAUGUUGUAGUUAUAAAAAUUAUAUUUGUAUAAAAAUAA